Botrytis cinerea B05.10 is the source of this 804-nucleotide messenger RNA. RefSeq lists its product as hypothetical. Bases 177 to 599 code for a protein of 140 amino acids. The transcript has 2 exons. NCBI's taxonomy places the organism in Eukaryota, Fungi, Ascomycota, Leotiomycetes, Helotiales, Sclerotiniaceae. The record is from RefSeq and is a predicted model, not a curated record.
GGACACAGUCGCAAAGACUAUCCAUAUUCCCAUGUUACAUGGGUUAUGUGAUCUAUCAAUCUUUACUCUCACGAUAAUGUGAGCCCUAUCACCUCUGCAAAAGACUUGGUGUGCUCGUAGACCUGUUGCGUUUUCUAUCUUUACAUUCCUAGUGUUAAUGAAAUUGUGGAUAACCUAUGAACACAUGUGUGUAUCCUUUCGACAAUAUAAUCAUAUUAAAAAAUGUGUAUGGGGAAGCAUACUUCCGCAAGUUCCUUAUGUGGAGAACAAUGGUCUUCUUUCGACUCACAAUAAGCAUGAAAUUUGACCAAGAGGAAAUGGAAGAGUUCAUCAUGGCGCUUGAUUGGCAAACAAAUACAUGCAUGGAGAAUUUGCUGGCUGGUGAAUAUUCAACGGCCCUGCAUCAACGAUCUUUUCUUAGAACCCAUGUUCUUCUCCUGUCAGAGGAAGCGCCUCUCUCUCACUCUCUCUGCACAUCCGGGAAAACAAUGCUUAUACUUUCGAUAGCUCUCAAAGGUGAAUAUCAGGAGGAAUAUGGGCACUACGCCCCAUGCGUGAGAUCUAGUAUCAAGAUUGCCCUACCUGUCUUAUUACAAUGAUGUGUAUUGUUAUAUUUUACGGGGGUCGAUGAGAACGUGACAUCCACAUUAUCAGUCUCACCCCUCCACCAGAUAGAUAGUCGUCGUCAGCCUUUUUGUUACUAUGCCCCGAAGCAUCAGCCUUCCCGAUGCAGAGUCAACUUCUCGUACCAUGAGAACGUUUUCUAAUGCUUGGCAUAGGUGAACGGGUCCGUGAAAUCUAUCA